AUGGGACCGCGGUUGUCAGGCCAUCAGUUGGACUUCGUGAACUCCCUGGCGGGUCUGUUCGAGUGCCCGCUGCCGUGUCGCGCGGUCUACCUGCACACCCUCUGCACCAACGUCGUGGCUCUGCGGUUCUACCAGCGUCGGGGCUUCGUGGUCCAUCGUCUGGUCCCGCGCUGCUACCUCAUCGACGGCGACUCUGCCGACGGCUACUGCUGCGUACUGCACAUCAACGGCGGUUACCCCUAUCGAUCCAUGGCGUAUCCUUUUUUGCCUGCACCAGUAUUGCCUGAGUGUGUCGGUCGCCUGCCCUCCUCUUCCUUCUUGCUAUCCCCACAACCACCGUGGGACGAGUGCCUCCAGUGGCUGCGUCAGACCAUUUCGGCAACCCGCGCAGCCGCCGUCGUGGUGAUCGCGCGUCUGGCUCGAGCCUGCGACGCGCUCUCCUCCUACCUCCUUCACUCGCGGCGAUCGAUAAAGUGGGCGUCGUCUCGUUUGGGGCUGUGGCUUCGUGGCACGGAGGAGAUUCCAGUUCACUCGCUCCACAGAACCUGUUUCCCCCCUGGCCAUCUCGAGGGCAUCCAGUGCGACAACAACUCUCCCCUCCUCAUGUCCUCAAAAUAA
Molecule: messenger RNA, 618 nt
Organism: Mesocestoides corti
Lineage: Eukaryota; Metazoa; Platyhelminthes; Cestoda; Cyclophyllidea; Mesocestoididae
Source: the annotation of a GenBank genome assembly